Pieris napi is the source of this 3250-nucleotide messenger RNA. RefSeq names its product gamma-tubulin complex component 2-like. NCBI's taxonomy places the organism in Eukaryota, Metazoa, Arthropoda, Insecta, Lepidoptera, Pieridae. Bases 144 to 2687 code for a protein of 847 amino acids. Gene Ontology annotation, biological process: cytoplasmic microtubule organization; mitotic cell cycle; meiotic cell cycle. Gene Ontology annotation, molecular function: microtubule minus-end binding; gamma-tubulin binding. The record is from RefSeq and is a predicted model, not a curated record. Gene Ontology annotation, cellular component: spindle pole; equatorial microtubule organizing center; gamma-tubulin small complex. The transcript has 17 exons.
ACUCAAUAAGUCAAUAGUCUGUAGUCAAAGCGUUUUAAAUUUGAAAAACUUGGACUUGACUUACGUUUUACCGAAAAAGCACAAUAAUAAACUUGAAAAUACGGACAUAGAUGAACAAAAUUUGAUUAGUUUGUGGUGAUAAAAUGCAAAGUACAAUAAAAGAGAUAUUAGACUCUUUAGGGUGUAAUUUAGAAGUAGAUACAGUAUCAAACUAUUUACUAAAUGAUCCAAAUUACGGCAUCAAUGCUAUUUCAAACAAACAAGCAAAUGAAUAUGCACAAAGGCUGGCAUUAAAAGCUUCCAACUCGAAAGUAUUUUUAAAAAAAUAUGAAGAGCUUAGAAACCGCAAUGUUGAAAAUUUGUCAAACAUAAUAGUAAUAUGUUACAAAUUACUGUGUGAUGACAAAAAAUUUAAAACAUCUAAACCAAAAGUUGCUCCUAAACCAGCAAUUGGAGACAAUAAACAUCAAAUUACCAAAGAUGAUUUACCCCAGAUAAAGGAUAAACUCCUCAAAGCUGUUGAUGAAAGUAAAAAGCUUGUCAUGAAGUCAUUUGAAGAAAAAGAGGUUAAGCUUAUGCCAAAUUGGUAUAAUAGUUUAGACUUGCCUAAUUGGCAAAAAGAACAUCCUUUUAUGUCCUGGGACUUUCCAAAAGAGCCUUUACCUAUUGUAGCCUCAUUGGCUGGUAUACCAGUCCUCUCUCAAGAAAACAUCAUAAUUGAUGAACUUCUUUAUGUAUUUACUGGUGUUCCUGGAAAUUACAUAGUCCAUAAACCAGUGAAAGAGAUGUAUGAACCAAGACAAUUUAUAAUAUCUGAUGAUUUGGACGAUGCGUUGAAGCAAAUAGUUCAGCAGAUGUUACCAGUUGCAUCAAAUUACUCAAUUGUGAGAAGAUUUAUUGAGAACUGUGAUAUGUGGUCUGGGCAGGUCCUCCAUGCACUGGUUGCUGCUAUAGAGAUUCUAUUAAAGGAUUAUUAUACUAUGAUAGCACAACUAGAAACAGAGCACAUGACUGGUGGUUUGACCCUGCAAAAGUUAUGGUAUUUUGUGUUACCGACCAUGCAUACCAUGCAAGUUCUAGCAUCUAUUGUGACCAACAUUGGCAAGAGCGAACUCCGCGGUGGUGCAGUAUUGACAGUACUUCAUGAGAAGACGAGUACAUUAAUGGGUGAUGCGCGUGCGCAAGAAAUAGCUCUUUUCCUUACAGAACGCGCUUGCCGCCCUUACCUCGACAUAUUGGAUAGAUGGAUACAUAAGGGCAGUGUUAACGACCCCUUCCAUGAAUUCAUGAUUGAAGACAACGAAUUGAUAAAUAAAGAAGAGUUACCUUUGGACUACUCGGCUGACUAUUGGGAGAAGAGAUAUAGCAGUCAGAGAGACAGAGUUCCAAAGUUUCUUGACAAGUUUACUGAUAUUAUUCUACGGACUGGAAAAUACCUGAAUGUUAUCAGCCAAUGCGGAAAGUCAAUAACAAAAACGAAUACAGAAGAGAUAAAAUACUCUCUGCGUGAACAAAACUACGGGGCGAUCAUACAACGGGCGUAUUCGUACGCGAGCAAAUCCUUAUUGGAACUACUUCUAAAGGAAUACGACCUCAUGGGGAGAUUGAAAUCUGUGAAAAAUUACUUUUUGAUGAGCCAAGGAGACUUUAUUGUCCAGUUCAUGGAUGCAACAGAGCAAGAGUUGUCGAAGAAGAUAGACGAUAUUAUACCUUCGAAGCUGGAGUCGUUGCUUGGACUCUGUUUGCGGUUAUCAUCAGCCCGUCAUGACCCAUACAAUGAGGAUAUGCGAGUUGAAUUAUCGCCGUAUGAUCUCCAGUUCCAGAUGUUUAAAAUAUUGUCCAUUGAAACUGAAGAAGAAAAUGAGUACAAGCAGAACAAGGACUGUCCUCCACUCACGGGUAUAGAAACAUUCUCGUUCGGUAUGGAAGUGAAAUGGCCGGUUUCACUCAUAAUUAACCACAAAGCCAUCGCCUGCUAUCAGAUGAUAUUCAGACAUCUCUUCUUCUGUAAACAUGUGGAAAGGCUGCUUUGUCGAGUGUGGCUGUACAACAAAGUGGUGAAGAGAUUCUCAGAAGCCCGUUUGUACGCGGACGCGUUCGCUCUUCGCCAGCGUAUGUUGAGUUGCGUACAACACUUGCAAUACUACAUGUGCAUGGAAGUUAUAGAGCCAUCCUGGUGUCAUCUUAUUCAGAGCCUAGAUAGUGUGAACAACGUAGAUGAAGUUCUGGAGCGUCACAAUGAUUUCUUGGAGUCCUGUCUCGGUGAUUGUAUGCUGACGAGCCCACAGCUGCUCAAGGCGUUCACGACUCUUCUUCUUGUUUGCGUGCAAUUUUGCACCUUCAUCCAGGAGAUGCACAAGUACUUCGUGGAUGCAGAGCUUAACAGUAUGCUCGGAACUACGUAUGACAAUACAGAUUAUAUAGAGAACAUUCCGGAGAACACAUGUGGUACAACGAGCAGUGGAUCAGCGGACUCCUUCUCUCAAUCCGUGUCCCGAUACGGCCUUCGUUUUACGGCGGGAUUACUCUCCGUACUCGCUAUUAUUGAGAGGAUGGCCCGCGACAAUAAUACCAACAAACUUCUCAAUAUAUCUGCCAGGUUGAAAUUCAACACGUACUACGCGAAGCAGUUAGAAAAGUUCUGCGCUGACGGCAAGUUCCUAUGUGUUGAUAUGCGCGCCACCUAGCGGCGGAAGACGCGCACUCGCGCGCCACGCGUCACAGCUGUGUGAUGAUAUUUGCCAUGUCAAAAUUUAAUUGCCAUACUUUUUGUGUAUCAUUUUCGAAUUUUAUUGAUGUCUAGAUAUUGUAUUGAAUCUCUGGAAAAAUAUUCUGGUUUUACUUUUAGGUAAAAGUACGUUUAGCACAAACUUUACGAUACAUUUGUUAAUUAGUAUACGUUAAUAUUGUUUUCGAUAGAACGCGUCUUCCAUAUUAACGACGCGAAUACUAUUUUAUAUAUUAGUUCCAAAUAUGUCCACAGAGCGCUGCUUAAAAUUUAAAUACAAAUUGGAAUUAUUCGAUCAUGUAUUGCUCACGCUAAGGGUACAAUAAGUAAUACUCCAUUGUUUAAAAUUAAUUCAUAUACUUACAUUUUAUUCGCAUAAAAUUAAUAAAUACAUACUAUAAUGACCAUUGCCGUAAUUCUAACAUUAUUUCAAAAUUAAAUUUGGUUUUAAUUUCAAAUAAUGUUGGAAUUUAUAGUAGUCAGUGCGGCAAAUCGCAUUAUUCAAAAUUUAAUUUAAUUUUU